AUGGCAGGAUCAGGAGUGGCACUGAGGCUUCAUGAGUUUAAAGAAGGAAAUGUGAUCAGUCAGCAUCAUGGAGCAGUCCUCCGGCCAGGCAAAGACUUGAAGGGACUGUAUCCUGGACAGCUAGCCAGAGUUCAUGUCAUUCCCUUACCAUGGCAGAGGAUGAACCUGCAAAGUGUAAAGUGUCCACAAGAGAAAGAACAAAUAUACCGGCGAAGCUUCGACCUUCUCACGCUACAGGCCCUGGAGUUGAGAACAACACACACACCUCAUACACAGCCGACAUAUCACACUGUGUACCAGCAGGAGUUCGGCCGCCAGACUCACUUCUAUCCGCCUGAUGACACCAAGAUGACUCUAAUUUCCCAUCCUGCUCCUCUGCAACAAAGAUAUAAUUUCACACCUCACUAG
Messenger RNA from Tachysurus fulvidraco (yellow catfish), 408 nucleotides. RefSeq lists its product as uncharacterized. Bases 1 to 408 code for a protein of 135 amino acids. The record is from RefSeq and is a predicted model, not a curated record. The transcript has 4 exons. NCBI's taxonomy places the organism in Eukaryota, Metazoa, Chordata, Actinopteri, Siluriformes, Bagridae.